Paramecium octaurelia is the source of this 1024-nucleotide messenger RNA. The record is from the annotation of a GenBank genome assembly. NCBI's taxonomy places the organism in Eukaryota, Ciliophora, Oligohymenophorea, Peniculida, Parameciidae.
AUGACUUAAAUAACAAAAAAUAUCUUGAUCCUUGGCUUAAUUUUAGUAAUUGGUUAGGCAUAAAUUUCAUUGAAUAUUUCUUCAGAGAAUUCUGUAGAAAAGUAUUUUAUUACAUCAACAGAACACAUGGUUGUCAUUGGCUUUGAAGGACAAUAUGUAUAAGUUUAUAAAUACUGGCCUAGGAAGUGAGAGAUUACAUAUUUUGCAGAAUGAAUGACUGCACAUGUGAAGACAUGGUUUCUAAAGGACCGAGAAGCCAUCCAUAGCUUAACUCAAUUUAGUAAACCAUUAAUGUAUAAUGUGUUGAUAACAACACAAUUACUUUUGAAAGAAAGGAGAACAGUUACAAGCCUUAUAUUUGGAACAAUAAGCCUUAAGAGGAAGAAUAAAAACCAUUUAAACCUUAAAAACGAAUAACUUAAGCUGAUACUGUCACCUACACAGAUAGUGAUAUGACAGCUUCAUUAACUGUUGGCUCAACAUUGCAAUUAAAAUGGAAAUUCAACACAGAUGACACAAUAGAAAUAUGUGUUAUUUUGAAUAAGAAAUCAUGGGUGGGAAUAGGAUUUGGCUAAGGAGUAUUUUAAUAUAAAUAAACUGUAGAUGAAUGGAGUAGACAUGUUUGCUAUUAACAUCAUAGAUGGGGCAGCAGAACUACUAGAUCUAUACGCUACAGGUGAAAGUGCUCCUCCAACAGACAAUUCUAAGGAUGUUACAUUGAUUUCAUCAAGCAUUUCUGAUUCAGCAGUAAAAGCUAGAAUUAAGAGAAAAUUGAAUACUGGAGAUUCAAAGGAUGCAGUAUUGGCCAAAGGAUCCUCUUAUACUUGGAGUUAUGCAACUUCUUCAUCUCUCGUAAUGGAAGAUCAUAAGAGUAAUGUAGGUGAAUUUUCAAUAACUCUAAGUGAGUCAGGAUCCUAACAAACUAGCAACGCAAAUUUAAUAUCAUUAAUUUUUGGAUUGCUGGUUCUAGGCCUAAUUAUUUGAAUUAUAAUAUAUAUUAAUUCACAUAUUAAGGUUAAUUGCA